Molecule: messenger RNA, 1263 nt
Organism: Exserohilum turcica Et28A
Lineage: Eukaryota; Fungi; Ascomycota; Dothideomycetes; Pleosporales; Pleosporaceae
Exons: 1
Coding region: 1-1263 (420 amino acids)
Source: RefSeq, a predicted model, not a curated record
AUGUGCUCUCGUAUCCCGUACCUCCCCGACGAAGUGCACCUGCUUAUUGGACAGUUUGUAUCUCGCAAUGACCUGCCAAACUAUCGACUGGCCAGCAAAUCAUGUUGCGCGAUUGGCACCGCGGAGCUAUUUGGCACUCUCACGUUUGAUUACAGCACUGCGAGCUUCGAGCGCCUUCGUCAGAUCAGCAAGCAUGAUCAUCUUCGGAAAUGCGUCAAGACUCUGUUCUGGGAUGUAAACCUGUGGCGAAUACCCAAUGUUCGUGAUCUGAACGAGUGGCAGGAGUACUUUCACGGGAAAGCGAGUUCCCCUGGCACUUGUCCAUCAGAGGCCCGCACAGCUGGGCUUGAGCAUCUUGCGCUAGAUCGAAAAGAGUGGGGAGCAUAUCUUGACAAGGUGACAGACGAAAGAAAGGCCAGAGGUGACGGGAGCCUGCUGGAAAUACUUGAACGAUUUCACAACCGGCGGGCGGUUCAUAUAGUCCAUGGUACCCUCAGCCUAGCCCACCGCGGUGUCAAGAAGAUGAAGGAUGGGGUCCACUCGGCAUCGGUGGAGCCACCCGUCUUGCAUCGAGGGGAAGGCAUGAAUGACCAUUACAGCCGGCCUGGGUUCGAAGCUUUUGAACUGAUACAACAGAUGAUACCUUCUCGUUUGAGCAAAAUUAAGCUGGACAGGAUCCAUUAUACAAGCUUCAUCAAGGCCAUGGCUUACGGGCUUGACCAGCUAACAAGUCUCGAUCUCAAGCUGACGGCGCGAUCUGAUCGGCUCAACGGGCUGUCCUUUAAUCGAGGGUCGAGGGGCGGCCACGCGACCAAAGUCCUGGGUAUGGGCGGGUUAAGAGUGUUCUUGAGGGAACUGCAGCAGCUCGAAAGCCUCAAGAUUGACCUGGACGGCUGCCAUGACACAUGGCCAUCGUGUGAGCCCAUGUGCUGUGUGGAAGACGUCUUUGGUUCAGAUUCUGCCUGGCCACAACUACGCAAGUUGUCACUGUGCUGUUUCCUUGCUACGCCCGACUCGUUGGUAGGCGUUUGCCAAAGACACGGCUCGACACUGAAGGACCUUCGACUUGGCAACAUCAUCUUUUCGAAUGACGUGAAGGAGGAACCCCCAAGCUUUGAGGUGGCUACUCGUGAAGAGAAAUGUGCAGCAUCGGGGAUGCCUUUGGAGUUGCGUGCAUGGCCUGACGUGCUGGAGUACCUUGGACAGUUGGAACUGGUUCUUGGUGCAAUUUCCAGCCUAGCAGGGGCAGCAAGGCCAAGAUGA